ACAAUUUUAUGUCGAUAAACAGCUCCAGAAUAUGUUCUUGUACGACUUAGCAAGUAAAUUGUAAAGAUGGCGCAAGAUUCUACUGAAAUCAGAAAGAAAUUAUUUAGAUCUCCGAUGGUUGAAGGUGACAGACUUGCAGAUAAUAGCACAUCUAUGAACCUCAUGACAAGACUGCACAUUGAACAUGAUAUGGAACAUGUUUAUAAAACUGUUAAUAAAGACAUGCAUGAACAGCGAUUAAAGCAGUUGCGACAAAAACUAAAGACAUUAGAAGAAGAUGAUUGGCGCUACCAACCAGUGGACAAGUUGAUUGGUCUACAGUAAUCUUUUUUCUUGUACUUUUAUAAGUACAAUGAGACCAAUACAAUAUGUAAAACUGCUCAAACACCAAGAGAGACAAGAACUCUGCUUGUUACAGAGGGCUGUAAGAAAAUUGUCAUCUGAAAACCAUUGCAUAACAGUUACCAUGUCUGUUUUCAAUUAGCAGUACAAAGGUUUUUAAAAAUUGUUGGCCAUGAGCCUGAAUUUUAGUAAUCAUGUCAUAUGUGCCAAUGAUGUUUUUUAAAUUACAUGGAAGUUUUUCUUGUGAUUCCAGUGGGGGAAAAUAAUUUUUUUUUCUCUGUGUCUGUGUACGUUUGAGAAAGCAAGACUUCUAGAUGAAACAUUUGACUGUGAUUUGUGAUGUUUAGUUUCU
Magallana angulata is the source of this 694-nucleotide messenger RNA. Its product is annotated as anaphase-promoting complex subunit 16-like. Gene Ontology annotation, biological process: protein ubiquitination. The record is from RefSeq and is a predicted model, not a curated record. The transcript has 3 exons. Gene Ontology annotation, cellular component: anaphase-promoting complex. Bases 67 to 324 code for a protein of 85 amino acids. Lineage: Eukaryota; Metazoa; Mollusca; Bivalvia; Ostreida; Ostreidae.